This is a messenger RNA of Triplophysa dalaica, 3878 nucleotides long. RefSeq lists its product as uncharacterized. NCBI's taxonomy places the organism in Eukaryota, Metazoa, Chordata, Actinopteri, Cypriniformes, Nemacheilidae. The transcript is spliced from 4 exons. The record is from RefSeq and is a predicted model, not a curated record. The coding region runs from base 917 to 2632 and encodes 571 amino acids.
CGUAUACCUGCGUAUCACGUAGACUACACCACUGAUUACAGAUGAUGCAGAACAACCAUUAAAAUAGUGCAGUCUUGAGGUCAAAAAUGCACGAAUAAGAUUCACUUUAUCAGCAACACAUAGAAUAUUUUAUAACUUGGCAACAUUUCUAAGGUGGAAGAAGGCUGUUUUUGUGACAUUUGAGAUGUGGUUUCCAAAUGACUGGUUGCUGUCUAAUGUUACGCCUAAGUCUUUAACUGUAACUUUAACUUUGUUGGAGUAACAGUGCAGCCUUCAAUUUGCAGGUAAUAAAAUAAAUGUUCUGUUUAUUAAAAUUGAAUAGAAGGAAAUUAAUAGUCAUCCAAUGUUUUAUAUCUUCAAUGCACUAUGCCAAUUUGGAUAGCUGGAAGAAAUCAUCUGGUCUUGAUGAGAUAUAUAGCUGAGUAUCAUCUGCGUAACAGUGGAAGCUUAUACCAUUUUUCUAAUAAUGUUGUCAAGGGGCAGCAUGUAUAUGGAGAAUAGCAAGGGUCCUAAAACCGAUCCCUGAGGUAAUCUAUAAUUUAAUUGCGUUACAUUUGAUGAUUCCCAAUUUAGUUGGACAAAUUGAUAUCUGUCUUCUAAGUAAGAUCUGAACCAUUGUAGUGCUUGUCCCUGAAUACCGUUAUAAUUUUGUAAGCGAUCUAAAUGUAUGUUAAGGUCUACAGUAUCGAACGCAGCACUAAGGUCAAGAAGGACUGAGACGUUACCUUUAUCUGAUGCUAUAAGCAGGUCGUUUGUAAUUUUAACAAGCGCAGUUUCAGUGCUUUGAUGCCGUAUAAAGCCUGAUUGAAUUUUUUUUUAUGCAUGUCAUUAUUUUGUAAGAAAGAGCACAUCUGAGUGGACACUACAUUUCUAGUAUUUUCGACAGUCUUUCCUUCAGGAAUACACAGCAACCAGCAUGAACUCAAGGUCAGAUACGGUCAUGUUUGUGAUUCUUCUGAUUGCAUCAUCGUUUACCCAAGGUCACACGAUAGUGAGCUAUGGAAAAGAAUUCAUCACAGCAUUUCCAGAGAACGUUGGUUACUUCUACCCAUACAGUUCUUCUAGAGGUAUAAGAGUCACCACCCUCCACAGCGACACUUUCUUCACUGUCUUCUACAACGGCACACAAAAAACAGUAACAUCCCUACAGCAGGGUGAAACUGUGUUUGUGUCGUUUCCCAAAACUGCUGAAGUACAUCAACUAAACUGCUCCAGGAAUACAAUCAGAAUUACCAGUGAAAAAGACAUUGCAGUUCAUUCUUUUAGUCAGACAGAUAUAGGUACAGCUACCACUCCAGAGAAAAGUGUCCAGAGCCAUGUUGUUCAACCCAUCACAAAUCUUGGCAGGAGCUAUUUGAUCCCUUCGCUUAACCAUUCAGACCUUGUCCAAACGUUCAGCGGAACCCUGGCAACCUUCCGGUCCCAAAGAUACAGCUCGUUCAAGCUGAUCAUCAUCAAUGCAGAGGACGCAGAAAACACUAUCACCAUUUUUAAGAAAAUUUCAGGCAGUGUGCAAGAAGAAAAGAUCAAGAUCUCAUCAUACCAGCUCAUCCAGAUGCAGGCCGAUGCUUCACUGAUAAAGGUUGAGUCUAGCCAUAAAGUAGCAGUGAUUCUGACUCAUCCAUGUCUAGAAAUUACAACCUCAUGUAAAUGCAACAUGAUAGUGAGUCAGAUUCUUCCUGUACGAUUUCAGGGUCAGAGCUUUGUUGUGCCGUACAUUCCAGGUAUAACCCAGAGCCGCUUACUUAUGACAUCAAAUGUCAAGUCAACUUCUCUAUCUCACAAUAAUGUUCAGUUACAGCCUAGUCCAUCAGGGUUGCUGUCUCUUUCAGAUCAGACGGAAUCUCAGUACGUAAAUGCGUCGGGAAACGUGUCCCUCAUACUGAUCAGUCCAGGUCUUAUCAUUGAUGUGAUCCCAGAAAACAUGUUUGCUGCUUGUUACCUGCUGCAGUUCUAUUCAGACAUCAAGAAAGCUUUAGUGAUAGCAGAAACUGGCAGCAAAAAUAAUGUACACAAACAAAACAUUCCUGUUACAAACACUCAGUGGACUGAGAUUACCGGCACAAAAUACUCUUCAGGUAUAAUAUCUUUAACAGAGUCACAAACCUUCAUCUGGCAUCCAUCCUCUAAGAUUGCCGUUUAUAUUCUGGAAAACAUUGACACCGCAGUUUAUGGAGGACCAGCUACACCUAUAAAUACACAACCGGAUGAGUUCGGCUGUGUGGUGAUUCCUGGACAGUUUGAAAUCAGAAACGAGCCUCUUAGUUGGACUGAAUCCCUGGCUCACUGUACGAGUCUUCAAAAACACCUCGCCUGUCCUACACGUGAAGACAUUCAGAUGGAUUUGGUCAAUACGUUUAACACAACCGAGGGUGAAGAGGCUUGGAUUGGCCUGCGACGUAGUCUAAUGACUACAGACUGGUACUGGCAGAGGCAAACACUAUCAACAACAUUAUCGCCCUCAUCAUCUGUGGAAUACGUUCACUGGGCUGAUGGGCAGCCACUUGUCAGUUUUAAGGGCCUUUGUGCUUCAUUGUCAUUAGAUCAGGACGAUGAGUUCAAAUGGAAAACUGCAAAAUGCUGCGAGAAAAAGCGCCCUGUCUGCUACAAACCCCCAAUAUAUCUUAUAUGAAUUAGUAAACAUAUUUCAGGUUCAAAUAUAGCACCAUAAAUAUAUAUUUGUGCAUUUUAACAUCGCUGUCUUUACUACGUCAACUAUAGUUGCUAAAACAUUACUGUAGUACCUUUAUAAUCCUCAUUAUCAAAUUCCUGUAUUCUUAAUGCAAAAUGUUAUUGAAAGAAAUACAUUUCUAAUUCCUGUUUAAAUAUGCAGGUUUUCUGUUAGCUUGGGAUAGUGUUGGAAUUUAGUAUGAAAACAUAAAGCAACAGGUCUUCUAGGAUUUCUAAGUUACACUCAAAUAUAGCUAUUAUUGAGCUUUUCUGAAAAAUUUGUUAGAAGCUAAAGGCCUACCUAUGUUUUUCAAAGCACAUCAUACGAAGAGUUUAUUUGCAAAAAUAGAUAAUGCAGUUUAAAAAAAUCUUCAAAAGCCAUGUUUUUUUAUCGUGUUUUAUUGUGUUAAUUAGCUAUAUCUUUUGAGUCACUAUUACUUAAUCAAAACAACCCAACUUCAGUUUGAUUGACAUUACUUGGAAUGCACAAUGAAAUAUGAUUCUUAAAAACGCAGUUAUCUGUUUUGCAGAUGAACUCUUCCCAUGCUUAUCAGCUUUUUCUCUAACCCAACCAUAUUCAGAUUGCCAGCACCCAGGAGCAUAGUUUUGUUUGAACAUUAAGGGGCUUUCAUUAAUCAUUGUAUUCCCUACAUGCAAAUAGCAUUCUAGAAACAUUUACUUUUAUGUCUUUCCAUAGUCUAUUCUAGUUAUAAAUUUAAUACAUUUUAACAGAAUAUAAACAACUAUAUAAAUUCAUUUGAGUCUGUAACGUGUUUAAAAUAUAGUCCAUAAUAAACUUCAAUAGGCCUAAAAUAAAAAGUAUAAUAGUAUAAUAUUCUGUGUAAUGUCGAUAGAAAGUUAGUUGUAAAAUAACCUGUAAAUUGUAGACUGUGUGGCAUGAUGUGUAUGUAUCAAACUUCCAACAUCCACAGCCUCUUUUGUCAGUGCAAUAUUUUGAGGCAAACUGUUGGUGGCGGUAACGAGCUUUAUUGCUUUCCAUCUCCGAAUUAAACAAAUCACAAGGCUUGCGUUUAUUGUGCAGUUUUGUUUACUGUUAGCCUAAGUUGUAUAUUUUCUCAAUUUCUACAUAUUGUGACACUUUAGACUUGUUCUUAAAUGGUAAGACUAAUGGCAAUUAUGAAUAUGUGUUAACAAAUCAGGUUAUAAUGGUUCUUAUGUUUGCCAAAUAAACUGCUUGCCUUUGCCGA